AUACAAAGAUUUAUCAACAAGGGCGGCUCCCAGGACCUUACAGAUCUGAGAAAGGGAAGUUUUUGUUAUUUUCUUUUUGUAUUUGCAGGGCCAGGAGGCUCCAAAGGGACUGCAGGACCAGGAAAGUUCAUUGGUAUUGUAGGGGAGUCAAUUACUCUUCCUUUGAAAAUCAUGGCAGGAGAGAAGGUUGAAAACAUCACUUGGAUUUCCAAAACACUGAUUGCUGUUGUGUACUCAGGACAAGGAAGAAAACCAACCAAUAUCACUCUAAUCAACCCUCUUUAUGAGGGAAGGUUGAAAGUACCUAUCCAUAGCUACUCCUUGGAGAUCAGCUCCCUGAGGAUGGAGGAUGCAGGGUCCUACAGAGCUUUGAUAACCACUCACAGCUGUUCUGUGGGCACCAACAUGGAAUUCCUUUUGAGCAUUCAUGAUUCUGCAGUUCUUGCUUAUUCAGCCUCAUCAGAUUCUUCCUCUUUGGGAAAGGGGACUUUUCUCCUUGGAUUUAUGGGGGUCUUGAGAAUUGCACAGGUGUGAUCCUAACACAGAAAGAAUCAAGAGGAGGAGUGUGAAGGCAGAUGUCCUGUUGGGAGACACUAUGGAAUACCCAGUUUCCAUUUAUGCUCAUUAGCCAAUCUGAGAAUACAGCUCUCCUAGUUCCUUAUUUCACUUAGAAUCCUUAUAUCUAUAAAUAUGGAUUGGCUACAGGAUGUUCCUGCAUCUGCUCCUGCUAUUAUUGAAAGUAAAAUAAUAAUUUUACCUGAAACUUGAAUAUGGGAUUGAGAAAUCAUUGUGUAUUUACUUACUUGAAUUUUUUUUUUAUUCUUAAGCUGGCAAACAUCAAUAAAUAUA
Messenger RNA from Sarcophilus harrisii (Tasmanian devil), 849 nucleotides. RefSeq names its product SLAM family member 6-like. The annotation marks the transcript as partial. The record is from RefSeq and is a predicted model, not a curated record. The transcript is spliced from 2 exons. Gene Ontology annotation, cellular component: external side of plasma membrane. Lineage: Eukaryota; Metazoa; Chordata; Mammalia; Dasyuromorphia; Dasyuridae. Gene Ontology annotation, biological process: T cell activation.